Messenger RNA from Tricharina praecox, 1794 nucleotides. RefSeq lists its product as uncharacterized. The coding region runs from base 1 to 1794 and encodes 597 amino acids. The transcript has 3 exons. Lineage: Eukaryota; Fungi; Ascomycota; Pezizomycetes; Pezizales; Pyronemataceae. The record is from RefSeq and is a predicted model, not a curated record.
AUGGAGAUGGGUAAACACGGUCCAGACGGCAACGAGAAACAACCGAAAGCUACGCGUUCGCCACUCGCGUCAGUAACUAACAACGUCGCCACACCGAAAACCAAGCCCGCUGCCAUUGCCUUACCGAGAUUUGGUAUGAGAUCUGGAUCUGACACCCUUCGGUUGAAGAAACGGAGACGCAGCAGCUCUGACGCGAAGGACAUAGACACAAACAACCCAUCUCCUGAAGGGCCGAGUAGUCGAAGGUUGCGAUUGACAAACGAUACCCCACUCACUCCUGCCCCAGCCACCGAUCUGAAUAUUUCGACGGAGUUGAAGGGGGGGUCGAAGCAGCUCAGGGAGUUGAAGCAGACCAAGGAUUCCAAGGAGUCCAAUGAAAUUGGAUCGAAGGAGACGAAGGACUCCAAGGAGUCGAAUGAAUCGAACGAGAAGGAGUCCAACGAGACGGCGGAUUUGAAGGAGCUCAAGGAGACGAUAUCACGACUAUCCGAGAAGCUGAUGGCACGCGGACGCAACCCUAGCACGGGUGUAUUGAAGCAGGGUUUCAAUACGAAGAUUGAAACAGAGAGGCGGCGGUGGUCCGGGGGGAUUGUGGGACGCGAACGGAACCGUGACAGGGACGAUUUUAAGACGAGGCUCGAUGCCUUCAGGGAGAGACUCAACAAGAAGGUUGGGAAGCAGAGGCGGCGAUCCGAAGAGGUGGCGCGAGCUCAAAGCAGGCGAAGAUUGAGACUAGAGAGGAAGAAGAUGUUGUCUCCCAGCACGAGACAAAGCUUGAGCUCGCAUGCCAGAUUCGUGGAUGCAGCGGAGACCGAAACCGUCGACGACCGCAGAAGAGGAAAAAGAGUUACGCCUUCCCCGCUCGCGCUAGUAACCAAUGCAGUGGUCGCAUUGGGAGCAAAGCCCGCUAUCCUCCCACCGAGAUCGGGCUUGGGGUCCGGGUCCGACUUCAGUCUGUCGAGGAAACGGCGACGGAGCAGUUCUGACUCCACAGGCUCUCUAGUAGAGCCGGAUAAUCGACGAGUACGAUUUACGAACGAUCCAACACUUGUUCCGUUCGCAGCCACGGCUGUGAAUAGAGCACGUGUUGAGGAUUCGAAGUUCCUGCGAAAGGAGAAGCUGGCGGGACAGGAGAGCGGCCCUGGCACGGAUACGUCCAAGGAGAGGCUGGAUGCAACGAUUGCACGCCAGAGAUGGAGGUCGGAGAUGACGAAGGACGCUGCAGCGACGAACGUCGAGGAACGCGGCACCAGGACCUCCAAGAAGGUGUAUACCUUUGCGGCACCGGAUAGCCCGUCCGAGUGGUCUCGAGUACAUGCCGCCGUCACCCGCACCCGCACCCGCACCCGCUCGGCGUCCGAAGCCCACACCCUCGUACACGCGGAUGGUGACUUCCCGCUCCUACGUCCCGCCGCCCACGCACACCCGGCCAGCGAAAGGUCUCCUCCGGGCCCCAGCAGUCUUCGACUCCGCGCCGGACACCCGAAGCUGCAGGAGUUGAAGGCGGAGUUUGAACUGACUAGGGCCAGAGGCAGGUCGAUCGUCCAUAAGGCGGAUGUGAUUAAGGAGGAUUUCUCCCCGAGGUUGAGGGAGGAGAUCGAGAGCCUGGAGGUCGGGCCGGAUCGGACACAGGGGCUGGGCUUCAACGACGAGAACGAUGAGGACAGUGAGGACGACGUGGAUGGUGAGGACGAUGACGAUGACGAGUAUGACGAGGACGAAGAGGACGACGGCGACGAAGAGGAGCACAGUGACGACGAGGAGGAUGAAUGGCCGGGAAUAGGGUGGCGGUGA